UCGAUUUCUGAAGGUUACUGCUUAGUCGGUUACAUUUGAAUGCUCUAGCUGUUUUUAUUAUAUAAAAUGCUUUUUCUUUUUUUAAGAUCAAAAUGUGACUUGCUAAUGGUGCUUGGAUGCUGUUAAUUUAUUCUGAUGCAGUAUUUUUCACUUGUGGUAUUUGAGAAAGUGUAUGAUGUUACACAGCUGAAAAUAUUUGCAAAUCUAUCAAGAUGUUUGUUAGAAACAAAGUUGAUAAUGUAUUUGAUUCAAGAAGUAGUGAAUUUUUCUCUUUAGUUUGACCAAUGUUUGUAUCCAAGUUUCAUUUUGCUCCAGUUAGCAGCAAUUUAUUUUCAAGUUCAUCUGAAACUUUCUCAUGGGCCUAUUUGAUGCAUGGGAUUAAUCACCAGUGAUCUUUCGCAGGAAAGUGAACAGAUUUUCAACGGGAAAGGACAGAUCGGGAUAUGGAUGCCUCCUUAUAGAGUGUGGUGCAAAAACUAAAGUGAAUGAAGAACAAAGCUAUGACGAUCUUGUCUUAAAGGUGCAUGGAUAGGGUAUCACCUGUCUCUGGCAUUUGGCCAUUUGGGUCACCUUUUAGUGGUUGUGGGUGAGACUUUAAGUUAAUUAAACUCAUCAAAAUGGGUUUUGAAUUUCUAUUUUUUAAUGUGCAGGGAUAAUCUAGGGUUGAGAUGUAAAGAUUACUUCCUUGCUAGAAUUUGGUGCGCUGAACUGUAGUUGUCUAUACGAAUUACUGCACGGCUAUUUGUCGACGGACUGAGGUAAGGCACCAUGCGGCCUGAGGUUGGAUUGUUUUUAUCAUCACCAAGUCCUCCCAUUUUCAAAUAUGUGAAAGGAAAUUAAUUACAAAUGCCCUGCCACAAGUCAUCAAUGCUCUUUCCAUGUGUAAAGUACUUAAUUUGCAUAAUAUAAAUUAGUAGAUUAUUUUAAGGAAUCAACACCUUGAUUAAACUGAUCUUAGGCUCAGAUUAUUAAAUAGAAUCACGUACUGGCAGGAAGAAUCAUGUAUAUCAUGCUCAAUCCAUUUUGCAUGAACAAAUCAAAUCUAACAUUUGAAUUCUAUUGUCUCGCAGAUGAAAAUCACCGACAAAAGUUUGAGAGAUACAAGAAAGUACUUUCUAUUGUAGAAGUUGUUAUAAGGUGUGAUAAAGUACUUAAAUUGGAUUUAGGGGAGUUAAAAGUCAGAUACCUCAUGCAAAAAACUAAAACUUGAUUUAAGAGGAGGUAGGUUCUCCAGGUAAAUUGGAAAUAAGAGGAUCUCCUCCAGGCAUAGAGGUUAAACACACUGCCUUUGAAUUCUAUUAUCUUGUAGAUAAAAGACUCCUACAAAACUUUACGAGAUACAAGAAAGUAUUUCUUGCUGUAAAAUUUGUUUUAAAGCAUGAUAAAGUGCUUAAAAAUGUAUGAAAGUUUUUAUAAAGUAUCAAUAUUAAA
This is a messenger RNA of Rubroshorea leprosula, 1431 nucleotides long. Lineage: Eukaryota; Viridiplantae; Streptophyta; Magnoliopsida; Malvales; Dipterocarpaceae. The record is from the annotation of a GenBank genome assembly.